This is a messenger RNA of Hibiscus syriacus, 1706 nucleotides long. RefSeq names its product UDP-glycosyltransferase TURAN-like. The coding region runs from base 128 to 1558 and encodes 476 amino acids. The transcript is spliced from 17 exons. Lineage: Eukaryota; Viridiplantae; Streptophyta; Magnoliopsida; Malvales; Malvaceae. The record is from RefSeq and is a predicted model, not a curated record. Gene Ontology annotation, molecular function: mannosyltransferase activity. Gene Ontology annotation, cellular component: endoplasmic reticulum.
CAAAAAAUUAAGUCUUUCCAAAACAAUCCGACCUACUGUCAUCCCCUCCUAAGAACUUGUCUUCAAGUUUCCGACUGAUCAAUCAAAAUAUCAAGAAAUUAAAUAAGGGUAAAAGGAAAAAGAAAAGAUGGGGAAGAGGGGAAGAGCAUGCUUGGUGGUUCUAGGAGAUCUUGGCCGUAGCCCUCGUAUGCAGUAUCAUGCCCUUUCACUUGCACGCCAGGCAUCCUUGGAAGUGGAUAUUGUUGCUUAUGGAGGUUCGGAACCCCACCCUGCUGUUAUAGAGAAUGAAUCUAUUCAUAUUCACACUAUGAUACAAUGGCCAAAAAACUCUCAUAGCUUGCUAAAGAUACUUUAUCCACUGAUGCUCUUAUUGAAGACUAUCAUUCAAUUUAUAAUGCUUAUUUGGUUUCUUUGCUUCAAAGUUCCUCCUCCUGAUGCUUUCAUAGUGCAGAAUCCUCCUUCUGUUCCGACAUUAGUAGCUGUAAAAUGGGUGAGCUCAUUGAGAAAGUCAGCGUUCAUUGUUGAUUGGCAUAAUUUUGGAUAUACCUUACUUGGUUUGUCUGUGGGAAGAAGCAGCCCAUUUGUCUCAAUAUACCAUUGUUUGGAGAAGCGUUAUGGGCAGAUGGCAAAUGGUUCCCUAUGUGUAACAAGGGCAAUGCAACAUGAAUUAGCUCAAAAAUGGGGAAUUAAAGCCACAGUUUUAUAUGACCAGCCUCCCGAGUUUUUUUGUCCAACUUUACUUCAGGAGAAGCAUAAGUUGUUUUGUAGAUUAAAUAGAGAUCUUUGUCAUCCUCUUGGUGUUCGAGAUUGUGUAACUAUUACAACUACAGGAAUUGGGUCCGAUGACCAAAAUGAAACAUUAUUUACAACUCAGGUUGGCUCUGAUAUCUUAUUGAAGCCAAGCAGGCCUGCUCUUGUUGUUAGCAGUACAAGUUGGACGCCGGAUGAAGAUUUUGGGAUUCUAUUGGAAGCAGCAGUAAUGUAUGAUAGACGAGUUGCUGCUCUAUUGGAUGAAAAUGAUUCCAUUGAUGAAGGGGUCCUCUGGAAGGAGAUCUCUCGUGGAAAGCAAUACCUGUACCCAAGGUUGUUGUUCAUCAUUACAGGCAAAGGUCCUGAAAAGGGGAAGUAUGAAGAGAAAAUAAAGAGGCUAAAUCUUAAACGUGUUGCAUUUCGUACCAUGUGGCUGUCAGCUGAGGAUUAUCCAUUGCUUCUUGGUUCAGCAGAUUUAGGUGUUUGUCUGCAUACUUCAUCCUCAGGAUUAGACCUUCCCAUGAAGGUGGUGGAUAUGUUUGGUUGUGGACUUCCAGUAUGCGCUGUUUCCUACUCUUGCAUUGAAGAACUUGUUAAAGUUGAGAAAAAUGGACUGCUCUUUUCAUCGUCAUCUGAGCUAGCUGAUGAGCUCUUGAUGCUCUUCAGGGGCUUUCCAGAUGAAUGUGAUACUCUGAAAUCCCUCGAGAAUGGUGCACUGGAAACAGGUUCUUCAGCAAGAUGGGCCACUGAGUGGGAAGAACAUGCUAAGCCGUUAAUAUCAGAGGUUAUAUCCAGAAACUUGAAAUAAUCAGCUUCAGCUAUCUUGUGUCAAAGGGUUUUAAAGCUACCAAUCCCUGCCAACUGCCUCAUUUGUUAGUUUAUAAACAAAGUAAUUGCUACACUGGACAUGCUUACUCCAUUUUCCCAGGCAAUCCUUUGAUUAGAACACUGUAGAU